AACACAAAAAUGUUCUUCUCGCAGCAGUUCUUCUGUUCGGUCUAAACUCUGAACUGAAAUUCUCAUUUUCUUUCGUCUUCAUCUCUUUCGUCAGUCAAUCCAUUUCUCCAUAUGCUUCUCUAUUAGCAUGUUUCUUUGAAAUACAACUGCGGUUAUUAUUAGGGUUUUGAUCUUCGAUUCAUCAUUCCAAGAGACGGACCGGAAGAGUUCGUCCACCUCCCAUCGUUUCUCCCUGGCUUGCUGUUUGCGCAAUAAUCUUCAUCUAUCUGUUCUUCGGCUGCUAAAUCCUUCUGGAAAUCGAGAUUUUAAACCAGAGAUAUGGAAUCAGCGGAGGGGCUUAAUCACUUCAAAGUUGGGCUUCUUCCAACAGUGUUCUAUAUUCCCGACUUCAUAAGCGACGAAGAUGAGACUAUGAUUCUGGAUAAUAUUUAUAAAGCGCCUGCGUCAAAAUGGAAAUCCUUGAAGAACAGGAGGCUGCAAAAUUGGGGUGGCGUUGUGCAUGAAAAAGGUCUUCUUCCCCAAGAAUUGCCUAUAUGGCUGACGAAUAUCACCAAGAAGAUCUGUCAAGAAACAAAUCUAUACCCUGCACCCAUAAACCAUGUUCUUAUCAACGAAUACCGUCCUAAUCAAGGCAUAAUGCCACACCAAGAUGGGCCUGCUUACUUUCCUGUAGUAACAAUUCUGUCUCUCGGUUCUCCUGUCGUUAUGGACUUCACUCCCCAUUCGAGGUUGAAAUCAUGUCCAGACCAGUUGACGGAAAGCUUCGACGACAAGGAUUCUAAUGGAGCUUCUGAUGUCGAGACUCACCGCCCUUUCUCUAUCCUUCUAAUGCCUCGUAGUUUGCUCGUUUUUAAGGAUGAAGCUUAUUCAGGUUACUUGCAUGGUAUCAGUGACAAUAGUCUUCAAUGUUAUGAACAGGCAGUGAACAAAAGUGAAGUUCGUAACUGUCUAUUAAAAACUGAAAAUCCAACCGUUGAAGUGAACUGCAAUCAUAGUUCUUUCGAGAGAACGAAUAAUCGGCUUUCGUUGACAUGUCGACUCGUACCAAAGGUUCACAAGCAUUUGUUCAGGCGUUGAACGGCUCUUGAAGAAACUUUUGGUUUGUACAAUAUCAUCCUAGGUACGCUAACUAUUGGUUUAUGAUUUUAUAGUUUAAUAAUACGAGGUAAAGGAUUCAAAUUUUUAUUUUGCA
Messenger RNA from Cucurbita pepo subsp. pepo (vegetable marrow), 1192 nucleotides. The record is from RefSeq and is a predicted model, not a curated record. NCBI's taxonomy places the organism in Eukaryota, Viridiplantae, Streptophyta, Magnoliopsida, Cucurbitales, Cucurbitaceae.